This is a messenger RNA of Spirometra erinaceieuropaei, 6291 nucleotides long. The record is from the annotation of a GenBank genome assembly. NCBI's taxonomy places the organism in Eukaryota, Metazoa, Platyhelminthes, Cestoda, Diphyllobothriidea, Diphyllobothriidae.
AUGUAUCGGCGUCGUCGACGCGCUAACACCCGUUGCCUUGGCUACGCGCCAUUAAGCCUGGGGGUGCGCGCGCCUGCCGCACGCCUGAGACGGCUACAGCAACGACGGUCGGCCGGCCGGCCUAGCGGUGACGAUCAGGGUCGAGAGGCCGCCAUUUAUGCGGGCGAUUUGUCCUCGAGCCUUGACGUAGGAAGGUAUCUGUCCAACUGUUCCGUUCGAGGUCUCUGUACUACAGCAAAUAAACGAAGGGGACAGGGGAGGGGGCAGAGGUAAUGAAGAUGAGGAGCGGGUGUCCGUUCAGGUGUCACGUCAAAGUUGCUUUUGAGCAUCUGACAUGUUUACGUACAUGUGCGUGCUUUUGCUGUAGGGACUUCGGCGGUGAGAGUCUGACUUUUCCAUCGCGUGAACCAAGAACGCUACCCAGGAACGUAGCCCCAGAGUAGCAAUGCACAUGUUUCAGAAGUGUUUUAGUAGACUUCAAAUAAUUCACUUCGACCCAACUGUGGAAAGCUCGGUGCCUCGGUGGGAUUCGAACCCAGGACAGCAAGGGGAGGCUUUAGUGCAGCCAACGCUCUAACCAUUUGAGCUACGAGGCCCCACCGAACGACGUGAGUUUAAUCACAUUUGGAUCAAGUUUACCCGCCCAACCUACUGCAACUUCUGGAAUCCACCAAAGCUGAUACAGUAAGGAAAUCCUGUUCGGGCAGUCAGCUUGUUUGAACAUUGGGGUCAAUACAGCACUGUCUUAGGACCCAAGGGUUUUGCAGAAAUCAUGAGUGUAUCUAAAGUACGGGUGAUUUGCAGAUGUUCAAAAGGUCCCUGAUAUUCCGCUUGACCCCAUAUGCGGUUUGUCUUAUUUCAGGAAGAAGGCAUGCCAUGAAAAAUUUUACCAGGCUGCAGAAUAUCCCGGCGUGAUUGAGCGAGGCCAAUUUGCCCCACGUAUGAAGGCGAAGAAAAUUAGAAUGUAGCACACUUUUAAAACACUCAUGUCAAUCAGAACGCAAUAAAACUACACAAGAUGAAAUAUAAGAAGUCAACAGAUUAGUCAGCCGAGAGAGUGGAGGGGGGCGGGGAUAGGGAAGUUUUAGAGACAAAGUUGCUCGCCCACAUAUAGCUGUCUGCGACUGUCCCGGGUCCGAGCUUCAAGGCUGUGAACGGACACCCGUUCCCUGCGUCCUCUAAUCGGGUCAGACAGCUGAGCUCCCUCCCCCGCUCCCCGAGUAUGUGAACUUCACCGUUCCGGGUAUGACAGCAAACGGAGGUGGGGUUGGGCGGGUGCCUCGUUCGCUCGGCGGAGUGCCAAGCUCAGGAAGCAAAAAGGACUUGGGUUAAAAGCCGCUGCUUUCCUGGCCCGCUGUUGGGAUACUGCAGGCAGACAAUUGUUAAUACUGCCGGAGCUGGCCACCCCGGCCUUCCUUGACUCUUCAUCGGUAAUAGCUAUUGGAAAGAAAUGCAACGAUUGGAAGCGCAGUCUUUUAAACGAAGCGGAUAAGUGGUUCAGUCUCAUGAAUAUUAAUUUUUUUACACGGAGAAGGUAGGGAGAGGUUCUUACCUCAGUUUCCAUCUACUCCUCCACUUGCUCCUGCGGAGCAGGUGGGAAGCUCCACGAGAAAACGGAACGCCCGUGGUCUGUUCUGUGAUCCAGUUCGAACAGGGAACGUCACUCUUAUGUGAAUCGCUACUAGGUAAAAAUGCGUGGAAUAAAUUUUCAGAUAGAUUUCGGGGUAGGAGUAUCUGGGGCGACUUAACUACUACCUUGCUAACAAACGUCAGGCAGUUUAGUUUAAAAAUGUGGAUGAUGGUUAUUGAUAAAAGAAUUGUUGUUUACAUGUGGUUAUGUAGUCCCACUUGAAGUAAAUAAACCUCGGCCACCUGUAAUACGGGACCGGUGGUAAUGGGAGUUUUUACAGGCGGGGCUGGGAACGAACAGGCGACGGGGUCAGCUAAUUGUAUGUAUGGUUGAGAAAUAGUUGCCCAAACCCCUAACCUUAACAUCUAACCUUAAUCCUUAACCAUAACCCCUAACCUUAACUCCUAACCCUAACCCCAACGCCAACAGUAUUGUGUCCCGCAGGUGAGGCUGCAUAACCCCAUCUUACCGCCCUCCUUAAUCCUAACUGGAAUGAUUGUUAUGUGUCAGUAGGCUGAAAUGUUGAAAAUGAGGUCUAGCCUGUCACCGUUCUGCUUUAUCCCGAUUUUUCUCCCUUUAUAGCUCGGUACCAUAGUGAUUAGCGUGUUAGUCACUGAAUACUUGUGUGACCUCAAAAUGAAGGCAAUAUCGCGUUGGGAGCAAGGAGAGCUUCCGAUAGGCCAAGCAUAGGAGUGCAUUUCAUUGUAAAAAUCCUAUAAUCAAGUUGUGCGUAAGGCAGUCAAUAGGCAUAACUCAAGCAGGCGUUCUGCGAAAAUUGUACCUUACCUUUUUCCAAUUUAAAUAACUUCGAGGGGCCCUAACUUACCACUGAGAAGUACAUAGUAGGUAAACUGAUCGUAACCGACAAGAAAUCGAGCCCGCAGUUCAGUGGUAAAGUAUUUAACUUGGAGUUGGACGACCAAAGAGUCAGCGUUAGAAUGCCAGGCUGUUUCAAGAUAGGGGUUCAACCCGGUUAGCUAACAACGGCUCCAGGAAAUUCAUCUGUCGUCUCAGACGAUGUCUACCCUGUGCCCUGUGGACGCAGACACGGUGACUUGCCCGUGAAUUAGUUUAUAGUGCUAGUAGACUUGCGUUGCAUCUACCGCACUCUCCCAUCUCUCUCAUCCAGCUGGGCUCGAUGGCAAGACAGAGUCAAGAGUGCCGGGGGCGUAUCGAGCUCAGGUAGCUGGUGUGACGUGAGCCUGAUACAACAGUCACCAUGUAUGGCGCAGCCCAAUAACGUGUACCAGACUCGGAUCCAACCCACGUGUCGGUCAGAGGCAAAUCCCCCGUGGCCCAUUGCAGCGGAGAAGCAAGAACAGCAUCAACGGCAAACGUAGGGAGACCCACUGAUGAACCAAAGUCCUCGCAGCUGUUUCAUGCAGCGGUAGAAUGCAGGCACAGAUGAGGACGGCAGGUAUGCUAUGAAUGAUCUGCCGGUUUCUUUGUCAUCAUUUCCGGCAAACGUGUGUUUAAAACUGUGGCAUUGUGAAGAAGGAUGUCCAGCUCGGCAUUACUGCCUCCACUGAAUGAAUACCAAUUCGUCCUACUAAAUGCCCUGAUCCCCUUUCAUCCAUGCAGCCCGCGACAGAGAGCCCACAAGAACAUCGAAAAUCGGAGAAGAUGGGGAUAGGUUGUUACCUCAGACGACCUCCGUGUGCCUCUAAUCCUCCACCGGCUCCUGUGGAGCAGAUUAUAUUGGUUGCACGAGUCAGUAUCUAUCCAAGAGAAUAAGAGAACACCUCCCCGCAUGGCUGGGAAAAGGUGAAACUGGGAGCAUAAAAAGGGCCGUGCUUGUACAUGUUGGUGAUCCCGGGCAUUGUGUGGACCCCAGCGAAUCCUUUCAUAUUAUUUAUGAGGUUCCCUCGAGCUGCCAUUAGCUGUUGGACAGACGUCUGUUAGUAACACCAGAAGUGACUGCAAUCAGAUUACGAAAGCGGUCUUGUGUGCGCAGAAGAAAUCCGUUCAGACUCUGAGCUUUCUGCGGUCAGCAGUCGAACAGCUACAUGCAACUCCUAGCGCCCUUCCGCCCUCACCCCGGCUCUGACAUUGAUUCUUAUAACCUCCGGUCCAUCCAUGCAGCCCACGACUGAGGGUUCACAAGAACACCGUAACUGGUGGAUAUGACUGCUGCAUCGCCACUAUUACACUGUUCAGAGUUGGCCACGAAGGUGAAGCCAAUCAACGAACAAACACACAACGUCUUACCAACUGUGCUGCGCAAAUACAUCACUCGGUGGCUGACAACCAACUCGGACUGAUGACUGCCUUGCAUAAAUCUCUGCCUCACAUCUGACUCCUAUCUUUGUAGGGCUUCGUUGUUUAAGAUGGACGGCGAUGUCCCCCUUCCCCGUGAGCCAACUGUUCUCGUCUCGUCCCUCAAGAUUCCACUGUCUGUCACUAAACCUGAAACUACAUUCUUUAUACUUUAUUUCGAAAAGUGUCCAAGUCUUCCAAGUUGUCUGUGUGAAGCCCAACGCACACGAGGUUUCCAAAGCCUGCGAGCUGGACUUGGGAAUUCGAAAGUCGUGAAGUGGUUUAUUUUUCGGCAGAUACGCGAGCGACUUGCCUAGAGUGAGUUUUCCAUCAUUACUCCGUAACACGUUUAUGGGAAGUUCGGGUAUUCGAAAGUCGUGAACUGGUCUAUUUUUCAGAAGAUACGUAGGAAUUUCAUGGAAACAUAUGCAGUAAACGAGCUCAGGAAACAAUGUUUACUCUAUAAAUAGUUGUUUUCGCAUGACAAGUACACUCGGCAACACCGGGAGGCUGUCCCCCACGCAAUUUCGAAGCUAGCAGUCAGGCUAACGCACGAUCCUUACGAUUUUGGUAAAUGUACUGCACGCCUGCAAUUUUGGCAAAAAAAACUGACUUUAGUGGGCAGAUGUUGGGACGGUCGAAUGGUUACGACACAAUUGGUAAAACGCCUGUUCUGGCCAGGUGUAUACGAAUGAGUCCGUUUGGGUCUGGGAAGGCCUUACUGCGCAUUCUGACAGGGCAUGAAUCGACGAAGCUGCACUGGCGGAGACGAGGAUGUGGAAGUGGUCAGCUCGGAUGUAUUUUCUGUCAAGAUUGAGAGUGGUGACCUAUCAUUGCUGACAGGGCGUCGAAUUUGACAUCAGUUCAGUCGUCUGAAGAUGGAGCGGAAUUCAGCGAGUCUGGGUGUAGCGUGGGAUGGUGUCUGGUGGAGCGGCUGCAUUUAGCGUAUCCUUUCCACGAUCAUCCCCCCACACCCGACCUUGGUCGCUGAUGGCGGAAAGCAAGGCAGACAGGAUCUUUGUAGUCUUCCUGUCGUUGCCGAUGUCUACACACCCCCCUUGAGGUAGUCGAGUCCCCCUGACCUUGUCAUCGCCGCCUGUGAGGGCGAAUCAGUGGAUAAUAAUGCGCGCAACGUAGCCGAUUUAAUGUCGAUGUACAGUAAUUAGGUUGGUGGCUAGACGACGUUCUAUCUUCUCAGACAGCAAGCAGACAUGCAUCAUGUUACACCUCGAGCGUGUAAGGGCCGCUGACGCGAGGAUAGUUACUUUGCUGGACUGACAGUUGCAUCAACUGUACAGGUGCGCGAGAUGGUCAUUCGUCCUGACGCGCAGCUUUCAUCUGUGGCUCAACUCAUCUGUAAUGAGAGCGGCAGGCACAGUCCAGUAAUCGCUUCGACUGGCGAGUGUUACCGCCUGGGAAAUUCAGUACACUUAUUGACUUUGUCCCUGAUGAUAGCUUCGAGUGAGAUUCCGAACCUUCAGGCUGAUAAUGCUCUUGUUCUAGAGAAGAACUAGACUGCAUGUCUCUUAAACGUCGGCGAGUUUGUGUGCGUGUGAAUCCUGGUUUGCUUAUUUGGUGGGAGCCUACCGUACAGCGUCAUGACGCAGUCCUAUUUACAAGUGCAUGGGGGGAGGUAGGGGGUUGAGUGAGGCCGGUCCUGCGCAUGUCGCUGCCCCACUGUAAGCAAAUUCACCUCCCCUGCGGGGUGAUAGUGGUGAUGGCCAGCGUUGUGUCCAGUGCACUAACACCACGCUGUCUGACCUGAUGAUUAAGCGGCUUCCCUCGCUCCGAGGUCAAAGCUGUCCUCAAGAGGUUUCAGAUGGCAGUGGCGCGCGCGCUAACAAUUUCUGCCAGCAGCACUGACAUGAUGGUGGGGCGUCUGAGCGGCAUGCUUGAUGGUCCAGUCUGGUCUACCGCUGACUAACGAGAACAACGAGAGCACUAGGUAACAACGUUAGUCGCCCUUGCCUACGAGACUGUUUUCGCCUCAAUACCUCCUGUGGUGAAGUAGUGGUCAGGUGUGGGCUUGCGCAGUAGUGUCGGCGUGAGAAAACUGCGAAGUGAUUCUUUGUGCGUUGGUUGAACGGAAUUUUUUGAUGAAUGCGUGACCGCCAAUGGGAGCUCGAACAUAAAACGAGAUACUUGAUGGGGGAGGAGAGGAAGAAAAGCGGGGGAAUGCAACGGAUGAUGAUGAUGAUGAUGAUGAUGAUGAUGAUGAUGAUGAUGAUGAUGAUGAUGAUGAUGAUGAUGAUGAUGAUGAUGAUGAUGAUGAUGAUGAUGAUGAUGAUGAUGAUGAUGAUGAUGAUGAUGAUGAUGAUGAUGAUGAUGAUGAUGAUGAUGAUGGCGCCUUCCUCCUUUCCUCCUUUUCCUUUUAUUCUUCUCCCUCUGCUACUUUUGUCGAGUGA